AGUAAUCAAUAUAGCACAUUAAUGUUUAACAAAUAUGCAUGAAAUGGCUUCAUAAGUAACGUUACAAUGUAGGCUACUGUUAUACUUUCAUGUUAAGUAUUAACAUUUAUUUUCCAUGCACGGCCAUUUUUGUACAAAAGGAAAAACUGUUUCAGGUCACGUUUUACAAAGCAAAUUUUGUGUAUAUGAAUGAACAAAACAGUCCUUUUCUCAGCGUUCUCCCGCCGUCUGUCUUUUCAAAGCUCAAGACUCGCUUCCGGUUUCAGCCAAUUAGAUCCUGCCAUGUUGGGAGCGCUCGACCAAUCACAUUCCACAGCGAGGAGAAAAACUUGGACGAUUCAGUGUGUAAAUCGCGUGUCGCAAUAGAAGAAAUACAAGUGGGAUGUGUUGAACAAUAGAGCAGGGAGGCGCCAACAUUCCCCGUCAGGAACUUUCUGGUUUCUCUCCUCCUGCAUGCCGAUAGUCAAGCAAACGCGCAUUAUAGACUUAAAAAGCCGUUUCAGUCAAAACCGACUGUUGAAUUGGUAGAAAUAAAGGCGGUUUUCUGUCAAGAGCAGCCGAGAGCAUUCGAUCGCAUCUGUUCUUCUAAGGGAGACUCACAUCGCCGGCGUCCUGUUGUCAAAUGAUUUGCAUACGGACUUCCGCCCCCUGAAUUUAGUUUCUGCAUCAGCUACCAAAGGCAGUGGGCAGACCUGAGCCCUCAUGUUAGACGUGGUCAUGCGGACUUGACAUUUAAACUCGUCUAAUAUUUGGACAUGAACGGCAGACGCGUUUAUUUCGGAUUGCCCGGAUGGAUUUGGAUUAAAGGCUACAUUGGGAUCUGACUCUUUCUUUCCCACAGGCGGUUCACGUUUACUAUGCCGGAUAUCUUCCGGCUGUUUGUGGAUGUACCGUGACUGAUUUACAUUGACUUGCAGUGUAAUUUGGGAUAUGGCACUUUAAAACGCGUCGGACUAUAGGCUACUGGGUAUUUUCUAGCAGGAAUAUGUGCUUUUCAUCUCUCUGGGGGUGAUUUAAAACGGGGGAUUCCUCGUCAGUUUGCACUUGUCUCUGGAUUGUAAAGUGGGUUACGGGUUUACCCGAUACGGCCACGUCUUUCAAUCCGAUACAAUAUCUGAUGUCUGUUUCAAUGUGUCAGAUUAUAAACGAUGGAAGAGUUGGCCAUCUCUUUUGGAUGGAGUUUUUCUGUGCCUUCUUCUUUUGACGCCUCGGAUACAUAAAUCAUAGACUCUGUGUUUUUUAAUCGUUGGAUUGCCUAUUUUGGCGUGUCUUUUAGACUAUAUUUUUACAGGUUUGGAUCUUGUUGUUUAUUUAACUCGGUGCUUUUAAUGGAACUACAGUUGACAUCACACGUUUCUUUCUUGUGAUUCAACGCAAUCGGAGGAUUUUCAUAACACACUCGUUUUAAUUCCUGAGUGGAGAAAUACUGUGUGGUGUCUGUUGAUUUAUUUGUUUCUCGUUAGAGGCAUUUGAAAGCUUCUGCACACACCAUGACUUUCUUGUCCGGGGCAGCGGUUCUGUUGCUGCGUGGACUCGUCAUCUCUGCGGUAUUGGGUUUAGAGAGUUCAUACACGAGUAAUCUGACAAACCGAGUCACUCCGGAUCCAGCAGCACCAGCUGUUGCUCCUACAGACCCAUGUUUAACAGUUGUCCCUCCAUGUGUGACGGAAGCCGACCGCUUCAGUUUAGAAGCGCUCCGGCACAUUCACAAGCAGCUAGAUGAUGACAAUGAUGGAGGCAUUGAAGUCAACGAGAGUGUGGAGUUUAUUAUAGAGGACAUGAAGCAGCAUCAGACUAAUAAACACAGUAAUCUUCAUCGAGAGGACCAGCACAUCACCGUGGAAGAGCUGUGGAGGGGCUGGAAAAUCUCAGAAGUGCAUAACUGGACAAUAGAGGAUGCAGUCCAGUGGCUGAAGGAGUCAGUUGAGCUGCCUCAAUAUGAAAAAAACUUCAGAGAGUUUAAAGUAGAUGGCAACACGCUACCUCGAAUAGCGGCCAAUGAACCGUCGUUUAUGUCAUUGCAGCUAAAGAUAUUAGACCAACGACAUAAACAGAAAUUAAAUUUGAAAGCAUUGGACGCAGUACUUUUUGGACCUCCGCUACGUCCUCAUCAUAACUGGCUGAAGGACUUUAUAUUAAUGAUCUCAAUCAUCAUUGGAGUUGGAGGCUGCUGGUUUGCAUACAUUCAGAACAAGUCAUCUAAAAUUCACGUCUCUCAGAUGAUGAAAGACCUGGAGAGUCUUCAGCAUGCUGAACUGAGCCUCAUAGAGCUCCAGAGCCAGUUGGAGAAGGCGCACGAGGAGAAUCGGACGGUGGCGGUGGAGAAGCAGAACCUGGAGCAGAAAAUGCGUGAUGAGAUCAACGGUGCUAAGAGAGAAGCCAGCCGUCUGAAGGAGCUGCGAGAGGGGGCCGAGUGUGAGCUUAGCAGACUCAAAUAUGCAGAGGAGGAACUAGUGCAGGUGCGAAUGGCACUGAAGAGGGCAGAGAAAGAAAUGCAGACGGAAUGGUCCGUGCCUGAAUCCCUGCAGAUGUGGCUACAGCUCACACAUGAGGUGGAAGUGCAGUACUACAACAUCAAAAAACAAAACGCAGAACUGCAGCUCGCAGUCGCAAAGGAUGAGGCCGAAAAGAUCAAGAAGAAGAGGAACUCUGUGUUCGGUACCCUCCAUGUUGCACACAGCUCAUCGCUAGAUGAAGUCGACCAUAAAAUACUGGAGGCUAAAAAAUCGCUGUCAGAGGUCACGGCUUGUUUGCGGGAGCGUCUGCACCGCUGGCAGCAAAUUGAGAAGCUGUGCGGCUUUCCGGUGGUUAAUAAUUCUGGGCUGUCCAGCCUUACUGCCUCCCUGUAUGCCGACCACAGCUGGGUGGUCAUGCCACGGAUGUCUGUACCGCCCUACCCGAUUGCCGGAGGGGUGGACGACCUCGACGAGGACAUGCCCCCGAUCAUUCCACAGUUCACCUCUCCGCUGAUUCGACCUCCUCUGACCCGGAACAGUAGUGUGUGUCGUUCUCGCAGAAGUCUCAUGUCUCAGCCCUCGUCCCUCUCUGCUGACCCUGACCUGUUAUCCAUGGCAUCGGCCCCGCUGGCUUACAGACCCGAGGGAGACGAUGAGCACAUCUUCUUCACUGUUGAAAGGAAGGGGGACCCCCAGGACACAUACUCAGAUACGGACUCGCUCAGUUCCUCUUUGGGCAGGAAACAGUUCUCCGUUCAGAGUACCUGUGCUACAGGCACGGACACCCCGCCACGCAAAAUCUCUCGUGAGGAAUUUCUCCUGUUGGCGCAAGAGGCCCAGGCUGCCGCCAUGGAGACAUUACCCACAUCCUCAUCCUCCCCUUCAUCUCCACUUGACUCCUCCUCAGUUCACAAGGGCUCUCCUGACCUCACCCGCUCUGUCCUCCCAGAAUCUCAAAGUUUGACCUUUCAUCCUGGCACCAAAGCCGUGGCCUAUAAUGGCAUUCUGGAAAAGUCAUACAGCUUGGGGCAGCUGCCCGCUGGAGGGACGCCUUCAGAGGGACUUUACCCCUCGAUUAGCUCACUCGACACAGAAGGCAAAGCUAUCAAGGAACCCAAGCUGCUCCACUCCUCACAGGACUCCUGCGAUAAUGCAGAGAAAAAACGCUCCAAGAUCAAGAGCUUGUUUAAGAAAAGCAAAAAGCUGUGAGGAACAGUGGAGAGGUAGUGGAAAGAAUGGAGAGGAAAAGAAGCCUUAAAACAAAGCAAACGAGGGGGAUGCUGUCAACCAGAAGCCAAAACAUUUUUUAGUUUCUUUGUAUUUUUUUAUUUCAAAAGAAUGAAGCUUCAUCUAGAUAUAGUCCUGGCUUGAAAUCCUUUUAGAAUGUUUUUGUCUCGCACAUAAUCCUUUUAUUGCCAGAAUUUUCCAGAACAAUUCGCCUACUCACACACAUCAAAAUACAACUCCUCCUUGCAUUUAAGCAUUUCUUCAUUCUUUAUUCUUUUUCGAUGUUUACAAAAUAAUUUUAUUUAUUUAUUCAGUAAAGCAUUACUAUUUUAUCUGUUCAGUGUAGCAUCACUAAACUCCUCCCUCUCCCAAUGACUUAUGGGUAAAACCAACCAUAAGAAUGUGCAUAGAUCUGCUCUUCAGUAGACCAUUAGGGUAUAUUAAGAAUACUAAUUUCAACAUUCAAUAAUUUGGAAGAUACCAACUCUCCUUUGACAUACUAUUUUGGAUGGAUUGUAUGCUAAUUGGGACGCAUGGAUGGCGUCUUCACUGUCUUUAGUGGAGUUUCUGUUCUCUGUUCAGUCCAUCAUUAUGAUGCCAUUUGGAAGGGAUCAGGAAGUAUACUAACCGGAAAAAAAAUCAUAGAUAUAUAUAACUAGAUGCCGCAUUAACAGCCGUUUCGCUAUACAGUAUGUAGGUCUUCUGUUAUUUUAGUCUGUUUUUAUGACGUUGAUGUAUGUCCAAGUGUUUUAAAAUAAGUUUGGAUUUAGUUAACUGCGCAGACUCUGGGCCCUAUCAUACACCCGGCGCAAUGCGGCGCAAAGUGUUUUUGCUAGUUUCAGCCCGAUGCAGUUCUCAUUUUCCCGUCCUGCGCCACGUUGUUUAAAUAGUGAAUUAAUUUGCGCCCAUUUGUGCGCCCAUGAUUGGAUUAGGGACAUUAGCUGGUCUAAAAAAGAGGUGUGCUCAGUUCAGGCGCAUUGUUGGCGCCUUGCAAUUUUGAGGAACUGAAAAUAGACCAACUCAAACCUGGUCUAAAGUAUGGCGCAAUAUGUUUGUUUUUGGUUAUUUAAAGAGCGGGUUAGUAAUAUGCACCUAUGGGUGGGUGCACAGUGCUCGUACAUUCUGCUUAUUACACACAGAGGGACGCGCAGCAGCACACAAACAUGCCAAAUAUUACAAAUAAAUGCACUACAAUGUAAAAGAUUAUUAUUGUGUGCAUAAAGAUAAAAAAUCCGGCUUGUCCUGUAGAUGUGUGCGUUUCCUCUCUGGAGAGGAGUCCGGUCUUUGCUCUUGCAAAUUCCUCCGUGUAAAUAGCGAAUCCACCAUGGCGCGAAAACAACUGCUCUUAAACGGAAUGGGAGAUGAGUCUCUGAUUGGUUUACUGCACGUUUUGCCCAAAACACACCCAUGAUUCAUUAAGAGAAUCGGAACAACCCGUUUAGACCAUGCGCUUGGGCGCGCCAACCGUUUUCUCGUCGUUAAACUAGCAAAAGUGGAUUCGGACACGCCCUGAUUGCACCUGCUCCGUGCGCUUUACACCAUGCGCUUAGAUCGUGAAAACAGGGCCCUCUAGCUCCAAAUGACGUUAAUGGCUGUGGCCAUAACUCUGACGUAUUGGCUUCCUUUUUUUACAAUGGAAGUGAAUGGGAGCGCAUUGUCCAUAUUUUAUACGGUUUAUGUUUUAAACUGUUACUGCAGGAUGUUUUUUCCGCAGGUUAAUAGUGGAAGGAUUUCGAUAUUUAGCUGUCAUUCUUAAAAUGAUUAUGAAAGUUCUGUUAUUUGGAUUAGGGACAUUAGGUGUGAUGAUUGAUGUUGUUACAAAGAUCUGGCAACCUUGCCAAGCCGGUCUGUUAACCCUCAAGAGCAUACUGACUGGGCAUUUGCAACUAUAGUUAUACACAUGUAUGAUUAUGAAAACUUAUUUACUUUUGUGUAAACUCAAACUUGUCUAAACUAACACAUGACAAAAAUGUAUCCCAUUUUUUUCAGGAAUUUAAAGCCGCUUGGAUUUCACAGCCAUUGCUGUGCAGCGUUGUGGCCUCAGUGGACCUUUACAAAAUGGCGGACAUGUCUACUAGCGCUCUUAUGCGACAUCUAGUUAUAUUAUAUAUCUAUGUAAAAAUAGCCCAACAUUAUGUGAUUCUACAGAAAAAAUACUUCACCUAAAAAAAUAAGUACUGUUAUUAUUUACUCACUCUGAAAGUAGUUUGCUGUUGUUUUUCAUGAAAUACACUAAUGCAGGAGUGGGAAACUUCCUGAUGUGACAUAUUUCAUUUGACCUUAUUAUCGUUUUUGUUUGUCAAUUAUUAACAGCAAUUUAAAAAACUCUAUAGAAGGAAUUUUAACUUAUAUUUUAAAGUUAAACCAGACCCAAUCAAAACUCUCGUCUACAGUAUAUUCAGUAUUACAUUUAGACUGGUUGUGUUUUGGUAGAGAAAUGACAUUUCUCAGAGAUGGAGUGUGGGAGGUCUGGCGCACCCAUAAAUAGAGACUAUCAAUGGCUCUGCUUCACAGAUCCUGGUUACUUUCAACUGAUGUCUUAUGGCAGGAGUUAAAUAAAUAAAUAAACAAACAAAUUUCUGCUUUCUAUGAAAAACUAACUACACGAGGAUGAGAAAAUAACCACAGAUUUUGGACCUGAGCAAUUCUUUUUGAACUCUAAACUAUACUGUACCAUAUGAAGUCACAAUAGUUUAGAUAAUAUCGCUGCAUUAUCGCGAGCACAGUGUUUAGUUUUUAUGUUUAUUAUUUUGUGAUUCAUGAAGGUUUGCCCUAUAGUGUGAAAAUCAUCUGAAAUCUCUUCCUUUCAAGGGCACAGGGUGAAAUACAGGCUUUCAGUUUCUUCUCUUUCUGUUUACUGCCACAGAGCUCCUGUACUUGACAAAUUUCCUUUAAGAAAAAAUGGUAACACUUAACAUAAAGUAGCAUGUCAGAACGCCUACACAGUAAAAUAAUGAACACAAAUAAAUGCUUAAUUAGUGAAUUAAUACAAAUGAUCAUAAAUUACAUGAAUUACAUAAAUAUUUUUCAUUAUUUCACUAAUUUUAAAAUAUCCUUUCAAGUUUGAGGUCAACAUUGACAAAAAAAGACAAAAGCUGCGUACAGCACAGCCACAGUUGUACUUUAAUUGUAUUUUGUCCAGGUGUUGUUGAGGUAUAUAAGGCGUCAUGACUAACUGCUGUGUGGAAAGCGCUACUGAAUUAUCCUGCUAAAGGUUGUUGCACUACUGCUUUCCUUAUCUGGAAAGAUUCGCUUUUGGCAGCAUAAAAGUAAGUUAUAUUAGUUAGAAGAAGGAGAAUAUUUGUAAAGAUGCAUCGAAAAGCAACAAAUUAAUAUCAGAGCCAGAAGAAAAAAUGAUUUGAUGCAUCUACCAUGCUUCUUACCACAUUUAUUCUCUGAAAUAUAUUUUUAUUUUAGUUUUUCAUGAUUAUGUUUAAUAGAAAUUAUUUAAUUGUAGAAAUUUGAUUUCUUAAGGGUACCUGAGGAAAGACCUUUUUUUCUGAGGAGAAAUAUAUAUGAUGUGCAGAUUUUACCCCAAAUCCCUCUCUUGUGGACUGAGUGCCCUGUUUCAAGGGUGUUACCAUCACUGUGAUCAUAAUACCUCUCUUCCCCUCAUAUGAAUCAUCCCAAACAAGGCACUGACUAAACUGAUUCUAUUUUGGCUAAAAAUAUUGCACCUUUUUUUGAAGUGCAAAUCCAGUGCCAGAGAGGACAUGGAGACAGCGGUGCCUAAAUUGUGUCUCAGAACUCAUUCACUCAGCAUUUUGCGUGGUGACACAAAGAUGAAGGGUAUAUGCAUACACACAUAUGUUGUGUAUAUAGUGACUGACAUCAAGAUAUGAAUGUUGAGAUGAUUGAGUUGAUUAUUGUGUGAAUAUUUGUAUACUGUAGAACAAGUUAAUAAAUAAAUGAGGCAAAAGUCUCAUCUGUGCAA
Molecule: messenger RNA, 7617 nt
Organism: Triplophysa rosa
Lineage: Eukaryota; Metazoa; Chordata; Actinopteri; Cypriniformes; Nemacheilidae
Gene: stim2b
Product: stromal interaction molecule 2b
Exons: 12
Coding region: 1491-3665 (724 amino acids)
Biological process (GO): intracellular calcium ion homeostasis; activation of store-operated calcium channel activity; store-operated calcium entry
Cellular component (GO): endoplasmic reticulum; plasma membrane
Molecular function (GO): calcium ion binding; protein binding; calcium channel regulator activity
Source: RefSeq, a predicted model, not a curated record